This is a messenger RNA of Hyaloscypha bicolor E, 894 nucleotides long. RefSeq lists its product as uncharacterized. The transcript is spliced from 2 exons. The record is from RefSeq and is a predicted model, not a curated record. NCBI's taxonomy places the organism in Eukaryota, Fungi, Ascomycota, Leotiomycetes, Helotiales, Hyaloscyphaceae. The coding region runs from base 1 to 894 and encodes 297 amino acids.
AUGAGUCCAAAAAUCAAUACCUCGCGCUUCUACUUCGAGUGGAAAGGCCACACCAUUCCUGAUGCCACCGCUUUCCAUGCCACCACCCUUUCACUAAGGCCGAACAAACCCAUCAUAUACCUCGCUGGCGACUCCUCCUUCGACAACAAAUACUGGGUCCCAUCAAGCGGUCCAGGAGGUGAACCUCUCACCGUGGAAGUGCCUGAAAUCUAUCGCGCAACCCUCGACCGACCACACCCAAAGCCGGAUAUUGCAUUCUGGCUGAAUCAUUUCCUGGGUGGGCAGGCAACAACUCUCAACUUGGCUGAUCUGCUGGAGCAUGAUACGUUCAUCAGAGACAACAUCCGUGCUGAGGACAUUCUCAUCGUCUCAGUCGGCGCGAAUGAUAUCGCAAUGAGGCCAACUCUCGCAACCAUGCGCAACAUGCUUCAGCUUGCGUGGUUGACCCCGCGAAGUUCUCUUGAGAAGGGAACAGCUUGGUCUCUGAGCCACUUUACGGAUAUGUUCAAAACCCAGGUGGAAGCAUAUGUGUCAAAAAUUGUCGAGAAGCAAAAGCCUCGAGCAGUCAUCGUGUGCAUGAUAUACUUUCCUCUGGAAGCGGGGGCUGUGAAACAAAAGAGUUGGGCAGAUCCUCAGCUGAAGGUCUUGGGUUAUAAUCGAUUUCCAGGACAUCUGCAAACUGCUAUCACGAAAAUGUAUGAGCUUGCAACGACGAAGGUUCAGAUACCGGGGGUAAAAGUUGUGCCAUGCGCACUUUAUGAGGCUCUGGAUGGAAAGCACAAUGAGGAUUAUACCGCGAGGGUAGAACCAAGCGCUGAAGGGGGACACAAGAUGGCAUUGAAGUUGAAGAAGAUCAUUGAAUCCUUGAUUGCAGGCGGCGAGCAGCAAAUUUGA